CCGUUUGUAAACAUAAACAAAGUUGUUCUCCCUUUGCUCCGCAUCGUGAAAUUUUCGAUACUUUUCCAUAAUCCACGGGGGUCACUUGCUGUUGAUCAGGCUUGGGAUAAAAACUAACCCAAAAAGUCUACAUCAACUGUCAAGUUUGCGUAGUAGUUCAUUGGUUUAAACAGUUUAAUUGUGUCCAUUGGUUUUUUUUUUGUACAUAAUAACACAAAAAAAUGACUCAUCAUUCUGAAGAUUUGGUACUGCAUACAAAAUGUUUCACACCUCGCGAGCAUCAGGUGGAAUUAUUAUGUUCCGCAAUGGAGCGGAAUAUAAUAAUUUGUUUAGGUAGAACAACUGAACGAACUUUCAUAUCCACAAAAUUGAUACAAGAAUUGGGCAUUGGUCAUAGAAAGAGUUGCAAAGAUGGUGCUAAGAGAAUUCUUUAUCUCCUUGAAAACGACCAAAGUAGCCAUCAAAAAGCUGAGUACAUUAAUCAAGUUACUGAUUUUGGUGCAAUGGCCUAUGAUCCUAAAGUUGACUUCAAAACAUUUACAGCUAAAGAAUUUCAAGUCCUGUGUGUAACAAUUCAGGUUUGUAAUGAUCUAAUUGAAAAGAAAGAAUUAGAUCUUAAGGAUAUUCAAAUAAUAAUUAUUCACCAGUGUCACCGUUUUGAUGCAACUGAACAGUUGGGUGACAUUUUAUCACAUUUAAAAAAAUUAGAUAAUCCAAUCAAAGUAAUAGGAUUUGCUGCCCCAUUAUACAAUUUGACUGAAGUACCAGGCCAAUUGAGUUUUCAAAUUGAAAGAAUUGAAUCAUUCUUACAAUGUCAAAUAGAAACGGCUAGUGAUUUAUUAUCUAUCAUUAGAUAUAGCCCAAAACCAAAUGAAUAUAUAUUAGUUCAUAAAGUAGUAGGUAAAUCGUAUCAAGAAACAGAGUUACGUAAAUGUAUUGAAUCUACAAUGUCAUUCUUAGAAGAUCACAGAUAUGAUCUUUCAGAAAUUUAUGAUAAUGAGUUUGCAGAGGAACGUGAAAAAAUGCCUAAUCCUGUGGAAAAACCAAAAGAUAUUUUGGAAUAUUUUGUAAAUAUUUUAGAUAAUUUAGGAAUAUGGUGUGCAGAUAAAGCAGCUUUUGUAUUACUUUUAAUGAUUGAGAAGCUCAAAGUCAGAACUCCAUACGAUAGGCAUUAUCUUAUUUUCAGUCUUCUAUCGACUACAUUUGUAAAGAUAAGAAAAUUAUGUGACAUGUAUUUUCACAAUUUAACUGAAGUAGAAAAAAUUUAUCGAUUUUCAACACCCAAGGUUCUAAGAAUGUUAGAAGUGAUCAAAGUUUUUAAUCCCCCUAAAAGAUUACUUGCAUUAUCAAUAAAUAAUUCAGAAGAAGCUCAAUCAAAGUCAGACAAUCCAACUGAAGUUCAACAAGAAGUAAAAUCUUCAAAUAAUCAGAGUAAAGGACAAUCUCCUAGAAGUCAACAAAGAAGAUCGAGGUUUCGUCCACCAAGAUCGAACACUGACCCCAAUGGAAUUUGUGGAUUAUUAUUUGUUGAAAAUGCAUUAACGGCUAAAGUAUUACAUUACUUAUUAUUGGAAUUAAGUAAGAAUGAAGAUGAUUUAAAAUUUUUGAAGCCACUUUUUACAUGUGAAAAUAAUAGUGAAGAGCAUGAUUCUACAAAAGAGAUAGAAAUGAUGCACAGAAAGCAAGAAGAAGUGUUGAAAAAAUUCCGCAUGCGUGAUUGCAAUUUACUGAUAUGUACUUCAAUUCUAGAAGAAGGCAUUGACAUUCCAAAAUGUAACCUUGUGCUAAGGUUUGACUUUCCAAAAAAUUACAAAUCAUAUGCCCUAUGUAAAAGCAGAGCCAGGACAGCAGAAGCAUUACAUAUUCUACUUAUAUCUGAGGCUAAUUCUGAUGCUUGUAUCACAAAAGUGGCUGAUUUCCAUUAUAUUGAAAAAAUUUUACUAUCCAAGUGUUCAGGCUUACGCCUGAACUUGCAGCAUGAAGCAGAAGCUAAUGGUUACGACUUGAUAUUUCCUUCGUAUGAACCAAAAGAAGGACUAGGUCGAUCAGUUAGUCUUAAUUCUGCCAUCUCUUUAGUGAACAGGUACUGCACAAAGCUGCCAAGUGACACUUUCACGAAGCUCACCCCGGAAUGGGAAAUCAAAGAAGUAACGUUGAAUGGCCGAAAUAUGUACGUUUGCUCCAUCCACUUGCCCAUCAACUCUCCCCUCAAGUACACCGUCGAGUCGUGGCCGAUGCCCACAAGGGCACUGGCUAAACGUGUGGCCGCUCUGCGGAUGUGCAUACAGCUGCAUAAAGAGCAAGAAAUCGACGACUUCCUCUCACCAAUUAGCAAGGAAACUUUCCGAGCCAUGCCAGAAUACAAUGAGGCACCUCCUUUAUCCGAAGACGAGGACACGGAUGAUUUAGACAUUCGUCCCGGUACCACCAAACGUCGACAGUAUUACUAUAAAAAAAUAGCCGAUGCUCUGGUGAACUGUAAACCGGAGCCUAACACACCCUGCUACCUCUACCAUAUAAACAUGAUACUGAGCUGUCCACUGCCAGAAGAGCAGAAUACCCGGGGUAGAAAACUUUACCCCCCCGAGGAGUCGGCCAUUGGAUUUGGUAUUUUAACGAGUAAACCUAUACCACCAGUUUGCGCUUUUCCCAUCUACACGAGAUGUGGCGAGGUGAAAGUCGAAUUGCAGCUGAUCUCAGAUGAAGUUGUGCUAACAAAGUCGCAAAUCGAUAAAGCCAUCGAUUUCCUCAACUUCACCUUCAGCAACGUACUGAGAUUUCAAAAGUACCUAAUGCUGUUCGAUCCUGCGUCAUCCACAAAUUCAUACAUCAUCAUACCGGUGAAAAAUCACGCCAAGCCCAUUUGCAUCGAUUGGGAAUUCAUCGAUACGGUGAUCGCCAACCGCGAGAGUUUGCCCUACCAAAUGUCAGACGACAAUAGGCGAGAUUUCACCUUCGAUGCGGCGCGCUACAACGACGCCGUGGUCAUGCCUUGGUACCGAAAUCAGGACCAACCUCAGUACUUCUACGUCGCCGAGAUCUGCCAUCAUUUGAAUCCUAAGAGCCAAUUUCCAGGAGAAGAUUAUAAUUCAUUUGAAGAGUAUUACUUCAAAAAAUACGACAUCAAGAUACAAAACUUGACACAGCCGUUACUCGAUGUCGAUCACACCUCUGCUAGAUUGAAUUUUUUGACUCCCAGAUACGUCAACCGAAAAGGAGUUGCUUUGCCAACGACCAGUGAGAAGACCAAACUCGCGAAACGCGAAAAUCUCGAGCAAAAACAAAUCCUCGUUGCCGAGCUUUGCGCCGUUCAUCCCUUCCCGGCGUCUUUAUGGCGUCAAGCCGUUUGCCUGCCCUGCAUUUUGUAUCGCGCUAACGCUCUCCUACUGGCUGAUCAGUUACGUCGGGAAGUUGCCAAAGCUAUCAAUCUUGGCCGUGCGACUCUAGAUGAGAAAUUCAAAUGGUCUCCGCUCGACUUUGGAUGGAGUUUGGCCGACGUAAUAAAAAAAAUCAAAGAAGAGUCUAAGAAUAAAAACAAGUCUUUCAAUGAUUCAGUACAAAGUGGAAAAAGUGAUAGUUUAGCAGAGAAGAGUAUGGAGGAAAAGAAAAAGGAGGUAGAAGGUGGAGAAGUAAUCGAAGAGAUAACGAGACCUGGUCAAUUUGAAAUAAGCACGUUUGAAAUGGGACAAUGUGGAACAGGUUCAAACGAUCAGUUAAGUUUGGAAGCUGCUUCUAAUACGGAUUUAGAUGUAGUUUACGCCUCUCCAAAUGCGGUCAGUGAAGCUGAUUCGAGAUCGUACUCCGACUAUGACGGUUUGGAAAGCGAUGACGCUACAUCUGUCUGCUCUAAUUUAUCGAAUCGAACGAAUAGCAGAUGUUUGGAAAUCAAUUAUACCGAGGAAAAUUGCGCCGAAGCCGUCGAUUCUAGAGACACGGCCUUCGAGAGAGAAAAUAAGAGACUCAAGGCAUUGCAGGCCGAAGAGGACAAUCAUGGAUGGCAGUGGGAGAUAAAAACCGAUGAACAAUCAUCUGCCCAUAUAAAAACUCAUUUAGAAAAUAGAGAGAUCAACGAGAAGUUCAUUCGCGAAAGAGGAAUGAUCGUAGAUGUGGAAACGCCGGUAUUUUUCGAACGCGGGAUCAGAAGAAUAAGUAACAUGAUUGAACCAGUCGAAGACGAACAGAUCAACAAGGUUAUAAAGUUAUUAAAAGCUGAGAUGGAUACUCCGGAAAAAUCAUUUUGCAACAAAGUUAAACCAGCUGUACCUAUGCCAAAAACUCCGCCAAAAUACAGGACUUACCACGGAUUUACUUUUGAUGACCAACCAAAUCUGGAAAAUCAUUCAGGACCUAGCCCGAGUUUGAUACUACAAGCUGUGACAAUGUCUAAUGCCAACGACGGAAUCAAUCUCGAGCGUCUGGAGACAAUUGGUGAUUCGUUUCUCAAGUAUGCCAUUACUAACUAUCUGUACUGCACCUAUCUUAACAUACACGAGGGAAAAUUGAGCCACUUACGCUCGAAGCAAGUCAGCAAUCUCAAUCUCUAUCGACUCGGCAAAGCAAAGAAUUUCGCCUGUAGCAUGAUAGCGACAAAAUUCGAGCCUCACGACAAUUGGCUGCCCCCCUGUUAUUAUGUACCUAGGGAGCUCGAACAAGCCCUCAUCGAGUCUGGCGUACCGUCAACCUUGUGGAACCAGGCCGAGUUUCCUGACCCGAAAGACGGCAUUGAAAUCGACGCAAUAUUACGCGGUACUCAGCAAAAGCUCAGCAUGAUGAAAAUUGAACUCUCCGAGAAAAAUGCACACGUGAACAAUAACGCACGCAACUUUAUCCCUUACAAUCUGAUUACUCAACACAGCAUACCCGACAAAAGCAUUGCCGACUGCGUGGAAGCCCUCAUAGGCGCUUAUCUUAUUUCUUGCGGACCCAAGGGAGCUCUCAUAUUCAUGACUUAUUUAGGAAUUCCUGUUCUUCCAACAAGGGAAGUUUUACUUCUUCAGGAUGAAGAGCCAACUGAUAGACCGAUUGGUAGCACCGAGUACGUUAAAGGCAAGACCAAAAAGGGUAAGACAACGUGGUCAAACGUGGUGUACGAAAAUUUGCCCCAUCCACCGAGUCCGCUGUUGUAUAACUCCCCAAAUGCUGAGGCAGAAUUGGAAUUCAUGCUGGAUGGCUACGAUGUGCUAGAACAAAAAAUUGGUUACAAAUUCAACGAUCGAAGUUACUUGUUGCAAGCGUUCACGCAUGCCUCGUACUAUCGCAAUCACUUGACCGACUGCUAUCAAAGAUUAGAAUUUUUGGGUGACGCCAUACUUGAUUAUCUAAUUACUCGUCAUCUGUACCAAGACAAAAGGUGCCACUCACCGGGAGCCUUGACAGAUUUGCGCUCGGCUCUUGUCAAUAAUACAAUUUUCGCCUCGUUGGCAGUACGCUGUGGCUUCCACAAGUAUUUUAGACAUCUGUCACCCGGACUGAGCGUCGUGAUCGAACGAUUCGUGGAUAUACAGGAGAAAAACUGUCACACUAUCAGCGAGGAAUGUUGCUUCAACAGCGAGGAAGCGGAAGACAUCGAAGUGCCCAAAGCUCUCGGUGACGUGUUCGAAUCUGUCGCCGGAGCCAUAUACCUCGACAGCAACAUGUCGCUCGACGCUGUCUGGGGUGUUUACUAUGAAAUCAUGAAAGGGGAAAUUGAUCGGUUUAGCGAGAGUGUGCCAAAGUCACCGAUAAGAGAACUACUGGAAUUAGAGCCAGAAAUUGCUAAAUUUAGUAAUCCUGAGAAAUUGGCUGACGGCAGAAGAGUUCGUGUGACAGUAGAAAUCUUUGGCAAAGGUACCUUCAAAGGUAUAGGUAGGAAUUAUAGAAUUGCCAAAUGUACUGCCGCUAAAUGCGCGCUGCAAAAGCUUAAAAAUUUAGGUCGUUCAUAAUUCGUAAUAAGUGCGCAACAUUCAAAGUAAUUAUAAUUUUUUAUUUAUUUGUAAAUUGGUUAUUAAUCGUGUUAAUCAAGCACACAGUAUCUCAUGUGUGCCAAUAUUUUAAUUUUUAUUAUUUAAUGUUUGAAAAGGCUUAAAAUUAAUUUUCUGUAUUUGAUACAAAUGAAUGCAAAUAGUGAUUAUGAAGGUGUGCAAUUAAUAAGAAUAAUGCUAAAUCAUACAAAAUCAAUUAGUAUUGAUCAAAUUAAGUCUUUCAUUCUAAAAUAAGUUUAUAUUAGUUAUUAUUUAGUUUGAAUGUAUCUCCAAGAUGUACAUUCAUAAAUACGGGUGAUGAAGAGAAUGAAGACUUUUUGUAUUUUCUCAAUAUAAGUUUACUUAUUGAUGAUGUACAAAGACAAUAAAUCUGUACAUUUAAAUAGUAAUUUUUAAAAUAACUUUAUUAUUCACCUUUAACAUAAAGUUUAUACCAAAUUUUA
This is a messenger RNA of Trichogramma pretiosum, 6403 nucleotides long. RefSeq names its product endoribonuclease Dcr-1 (gene Dcr-1). Gene Ontology annotation, biological process: apoptotic DNA fragmentation; siRNA processing; pre-miRNA processing. Lineage: Eukaryota; Metazoa; Arthropoda; Insecta; Hymenoptera; Trichogrammatidae. The coding region runs from base 222 to 5921 and encodes 1899 amino acids. Gene Ontology annotation, cellular component: nucleus; RISC complex; cytoplasm. Gene Ontology annotation, molecular function: ribonuclease III activity; deoxyribonuclease I activity; protein binding. The record is from RefSeq and is a predicted model, not a curated record. The transcript is spliced from 6 exons.